Salvelinus fontinalis (brook trout) is the source of this 3088-nucleotide messenger RNA. RefSeq names its product netrin receptor DCC-like. Lineage: Eukaryota; Metazoa; Chordata; Actinopteri; Salmoniformes; Salmonidae. Gene Ontology annotation, biological process: cell-cell adhesion. The transcript is spliced from 2 exons. The record is from RefSeq and is a predicted model, not a curated record. The coding region runs from base 323 to 559 and encodes 78 amino acids.
CCUAACCUUAACCUUAACCUUAACCCUGAUCCUAACCUUAACCUUAACCCUGUAUCUCUCUCUCUACAGUUCCUCCACAGUUCCUGAAAUAACCCCAACCCUAACCAAUAACAAUACACAAAAAUCUAAGCCUACACCCACAUCUACGUUUAUACCUAACCCCCCCUCUUUCAUCUCUCUCUACAGUGCCACCCCAGUUCCUGAACUACCCCACCAAUACGUAUGUCUAACCGUAACCCUAACCCUGUAUCCCCCUCUCUCUACAGUGCCACCCCAGUUCCUGAACUACCCCACCAAUACGUAUGCCUACGAGAGUACGGACAUGGAGCUGGAGUGUGCCGUAACGGGGAACCCUCCUCCUACGGUGCGUUGGAUGAAGAACGGAGAGGAGGUCAUCCCCAGCGACUACUUCCAGAUCGUUGAUGGCAGUAACCUCCAGAUCCUUGGUCUGGUGAAGUCAGAUGAAGGUUUCUAUCAGUGUGUGGCUGAGAAUGAAGCGGGGAACGCCCAGGCUAUGGCCCAGCUCAUACUGAGAGAUCCAGGUAAGAGACAGACCUAGCCAGGCCAUGCCAAGCUAAACUUCUCUCUCUGUGUGUCUCAACUUAAUGUCUCUCUCUGUGUGUCUCAGCUUAAACUUCUCUCUCUGUGUGUCUCAACUUAAUGUCUCUCUCUGUGUGUCUCAACUUAAUGUCUCUCUCUGUGUGUCUCAGCUCCACCUCUAAAUCUCUCUCUCAGCUUAAUACAAACCAACAUACACCAAUAAACACCAACAUACACUAACACACACCAACACACACCAACACACACCGACACACACUGACAUACACCAAUACACACCAAUGCACACCAACACCAAUACACACCAAUACACACCAACAUACACCAAUACACACACCAACACACACCAAUACACACCAAUACACACCAAUACACACCAAUACACACCAAUACACACCAAUACACACCAACACACACCAACAAAUACACACCAACACACACCAAUACACGCCGACACACACAAAUACACACCAACACACACCAAUACACAGCAACACACACAAACACACACAAAUACACACCAACACACACCAAUACACACCAUUACACACCAUUACACACCAACACACACAAAAACACACCAACACACACCAAUACACACCAACACACACCAAUACACACCAAUACACACCAACACACACCAAUACACACCAACACACACCAACACACACCAACACACACCAACAAAUACACACCAACACACACCAACACACACCAACACACACCAACACACACAAAUACACACCAACACACACCAACACACACCAACACACACCAACAAAUACACACCAACACACACCAACACACACCAACCUUUCCUCUACAUCCCUCCUCCAUCCCUCUUCCUCACCCUCCCCUACUCCAUCCCUCUUCCUCACCCUCCCCUCCUCACCCCUCACUCCUCCAUCCCUCUUCCUCACCCCCACUCCUCCAUCCCUCUUCCUCACCCUCCCCUCUUCACCCUCCACUCCUCCACUCCUCCUCACCCUCCCCUCCUCACCCGUCACUCCUCCAUUCCUCCUCCUCCUCACCCUUGCCAGCCUGUAGUCAAUGUGACACCAACUCCUUGUGACUCAAAGGAUGUCCUAAUAUGGUCACCGAAGGCUUGUUUCUCUGUGACACGGCUUCUUCGUCUGGCCCGUAGACACAGAAAGGUCAAUGGGAGGAUGCAGCAAUGACUCAGUGAUGUUGUUGAUUUAUUUUGACAUUCACACGCAAAGUUAUUACUCAACGGAGAAGGGCAAAAUUAGCAUGUGUGAAAUUAUGUUUUGAGUCAGGGUCAGAGUUGGGUCAUAGCACCACAAACUCCUAUCUGUUCAACUCCUAGCUGUUCAACUCCUAGCGGUUCAACUCCUGUCUGUUCAACUCCUAUCUGCUCAACUCCCAGCUGUUCAACUCCUGUCUGUUCAACUCCUGUCUGUUCAACUCCUGUCUGUUCAACUCCUAGCGGUUCAACUCCUGUCUGUUCAACUCCUGUCUGUUCAACUCCUAUCUGUUCAACUCCUAUCUGUUCAACUCCUAUCUGUUCAACUCCUAGCGGUUCAACUCCUAGCGGUUCAACUCUUAGCGGUUCAACUCUUAGCGGUUCAACUCCUAGCUGUUCAACUCCUAGCGGUUCAACUCCUAGCGGUUCAACUCCUAGCGGUUCAACUCCUAGCUGUUCAACUCCUAUCUAUUCAACUCAUAGCUGUUCAACUCCUAUCUAUUCAACUCAUAGCUGUUCAACUCCUAUCUAUUCAACUCAGAGCUGUUCAACUUUUAGCUGUUCAACUCCUAUCUAUUCAACUCAUAGCUGUUCAACUCCUAUCUAUUCAACUCAGAGCUAUUCAACUAUUGUGUGGAAUGUUCUUCCCCUAUACAGCAGACCCCUCGAGCCCACGCCCCAAACGGGUCCCUUCCUAUUCAAUUCAGAGCUGUUCAACUCUUAGCUGUUCAACUCCUAUCUAUUCAACUCAGAGCUGUUCAACUCCUAUCUAUUCAACUCUUAGCUGUUCAACUCCUAGCUGUUCAACUCCUAGCUGUUUGGGUAUAUUCGGACUCUGUUCGGCAUUCUGGGUCUGAUCCAUGUUCUCUGUAUCUCGGGUCCAUUGAUGUAUACACUAUACUGUAUGUCCAAGCAAAAGAAGAUGUUGCUACAUCUGUCCCCUUCUGUCCAGAUAAGGCUAAAUCCUCCCUCCUCCCUCCCCCCUAACCUAUAUCCCUCUUCUAAAUCCUGCUUUUACUUCGGAGAAUUUCAGAUAUCCAGAUUGGUGUCAUUUUAGAGUGUAGCAUUUCCCGCACUGGGAUUUAAAGUUCAGUAAAAACCCUUCCCUAUGCUGUGCCUUGACACACACAUGUCACCAUGCUGUGCCACCCCGUUCCCUUCCUGUUGUAGAUACAGCACCCCGUUCCCUUCCUGUUGUAGAUACAGCACCCUGUUCCCUUCCUGUUGUAGAUACAGCACCCUGUUCCCUUCCUGUUAUAGAUACAGCACCCUGUUCCCUUCCUGUAUUAGACACAGCACCCUGUUCCCUUCCUGUAUUAGAUACAG